GAAGGACACCUGGGACAGACUCAAACAAGUUGCUGCUUAGCUGUGAAGAAUUUAAUUACCUUCCUCAGCAGAACGGCUUCAGCCCCCAAAACUCUCAGUGGAUCCGAAUGCCCCUCUGGGGCUGAACUCCACGGAGUGUCACUUGAGUGAUGAACUUUGGUCGAGAGGUUGCACGACAGACCAGUUGUUAUACGUAUGUGAUAGAAGAUGAGGAUCCAGCCAUGGCAGAGUUAAAUGUAUUUGAGUUAACUGAGAAGGGUGAUCUUGCUCUCCUGGAGAACCUGGUGAGGAAGUCUCCAGAGGUCCUGAGUGAGCAGGACGAGAAUGGAGCGAGACCCCUCCAUCACGCCGCUGCAGGAGGCUACAUCACCCUCAUCCAGUUCAUCAGCACCAUCGUUGACUCACAGGAGCUGAACAGCACUGAUGACCAGGGCAGCGUGCCACUCCACUGGGCGGUGGAGCAGAAUAAGGCCGACAGCUGCAGGGCCCUUUUGGACCUAGAGGCUGACCCAAAUAUCCUCAACAAUAUGCUCCAGUCGCCAUUGCACCUGGCUGUCAACCUUGGGCACAACAGCUUGGUGGAGCUGUUCCUGUCAUACAGUACAACAGAUUCCAAUCUGCAUGGUGACCUGGGGAACACGCCACUGAUCCUGGCCUGUUCCAUCAACAACUUUGAGGCUCUUAGCAUACUGUUAAAGCACGGAGCAAAGCUUUGCCAGCAGAACAAGCUCGGCCAUUUCCCCAUCCACGCGGCCGCGUUUGCAGGUGCAAAGAAAGCGCUGGAAGUCAUCCUGCAGGAAGGAGAGAAGUGUGGCCACCCACCUCUAAAACACAUCAACUAUAUAGACAAGUCCAGGAGCAGUCCACUACAUCUGGCUGUCCGUGGGGGGAACAUCGAAGCAAUCAGAUUCUGCAUCGCAACCGGAGCCAAAGUUGACCAACAACAGCUUGACAGGUCCACACCACUUCAUUUGGCCUGCACCCAGGGUGCCAUUGAGGUUGUCAAACUGAUGCUCUCCUCCGUUGAUCGAGUUGAAGACAUCAUCAACUUGACUGAUGGGGCGUGUCAGACCCCUCUGCACAGGGCUACUAUAUUUGACCACGUACAAUUGGCAGAGUACCUAAUUUCAAUGGGUGCAGAUGUUAACAGCAUCGACUGUAAGGGCAACUCUCCUCUGAUGAAAGCUACGAGCUGUGGAGCGUGGCGAACUGUAGCAUUGCUACUGUUAAAUGGGGCAAAUGUAAAUGUACAAGACAAAAAUGGCUGUAACUUCCUCCACCUGGCCAUUCUACAGCCUAAAGGUCUAGAAAAUCUUCCUCAGGAUGUACUUCAGCGUGACAGCGUGAAGGCAUUGCUGAACUGUGAGGAUAAUGAGGGCUGCACCCCCCUGCACUACGCAUGCAGACUGGGUGUCCAUCACGCAGUGAAGAACAUGCUGGGCCUCUCAGGUGAGGUUGGCCUCACGUACAAGUCAAAAGACAAGAAGUCAGCACUGCACUUUGCUGCUGAGUACGGGCGUAUCAAUACAUGCCAUCGAUUACUGGAGACCAUCACAGACUCACGGCUUCUGAACGAAGGAGAUGACUGCGGUCUAACACCGUUGCAUUUAGCCUCAAAAGGGGGCCACACCAAGGUGGUACAGCUGCUGUUACGCAAAGGGGCUCUAUUUCACAGUGAUUACAAAGGUUGGACAUGUCUGCACCAUGCUGCUACUGAAGGAUACACAAAAACGAUGGACAUUCUCUUGUCAGCCAACUGCAAGUUACUGGAUAAAACAGAUGAAGAUGGGAACACUGCAAUCCACAUCGCAGCAAAAGGAGGGCAUGUGGCCGCGGUCAAACGCUUACUGUCCAGAGGAGCAGAACUGAUCUUAAACAAGAACGAUGUAUCAUGUCUACAUGAAGCCGUGCAAAAUGGAAGGACUGAUGUUGUCAUCACCAUAAUUGACAGUGAAAGAUGUGCUGAGGCCUUAAGCCUGUUCAAACAUGAUGGUACCAAGCAUUGUCCCAUCAUAGACAUGAUUGAGUGUCUUCCUGAAUCCUGCAAGCACCUCUUAGACACCUGUGUGAAGGAAUCUGAUCACGAUCAAAACAGUCCUGAAUACCAUGUCGAAUACAGCUUCAAAUGGCUACAAGCUUCCAUUGCAGUGCAGAAAGUAUUUUACCAGGAAAACAAGAUUCAGCCACUAACUGCACUGAAUGCAAUGGUGCGGUGCAACCGCAUUGAGCUCCUCAACCACCCUGUCUGUCAGAAGUACCUGGAAAUGAAAUGGAUUGCUUAUGGGAGCAAAGCUCAUAUGCUCAACCUGCUUUUGUACCUGUUAGGACUGCUGCCUCUGACGCACAUCAUCGUGACUCUACGGCCCACUGUGAACACCACUGAAAAUGUUGAAAAUGUCAUCAUGGUUCCCGUAUCGUUCACAGAGCACAGCCACUUGUACAUGUGUAUGAUCCUGGUUGUGGUCAUGAACGUAUAUUCCAUAGUGAAGGAGGUGCUGCAGAUAACACAACAGCGGUGGAAUUACUUCAGGGACUCAUCCAACUUCUGUGACUGGACGUCAGCCAUCUUCUCUCUUCUGUUCAUUAUUCCACUAAUGCUCAAUUCAAAUGGAACAAUUCACUGGCAAGCAGGUGCCUUUGCAGUUUUACAUUCCUGGAUUGGAUUCCUCCUUUAUCUCCAAAGGUUUGACCGUGUUGGCAUCUAUGUUGUGAUGUUCGGGGAGAUUAUAAAGACUCUGCUCCGCAUUGUUAUGCUCUUCUUGUUCUUGAUGUUGGCCUUCAGUCUGGCAUUCUAUGCCCUGAUGCUCAACCAGAGAGAAUUCAGUAAUGUGCCACUCUCUUUGAUGCAAACAUUUGUAAUGAUGGUUGGAGAAUUAAACUACCAGAACAACUUCCUGGAUCCUUUCCUGAGCAACCGGCUGCCGUUCAGUUACCUGACAUACUUCAUUUUUGUGAAUUUUGUUCUGGUGAUGCCCAUACUGCUGAUGAACCUCAUGAUUGGUUUAGCAGUUGGAGACAUUGCAGAAGUGCAGAGAAAUGCUGCAAUGAAAAGAAUAGCAAUGCAGAUUGAUCUUCACACAUCUCUGGAAGACAAGCUGCCAUAUUGGUUCAUGAGACGAGUGGACAAACCCUCCAUCAUCAUUUACCCCAACCGCAAGUGCUCCAAGAACCUGAUAAAACAAAUUUUCUGGGACGAUGUGGAAACACGUCCAGCUGGGCUCCGUGUGAUACAUAACUCGCAGCACUGCAAUGUCAUCGAAAAUGAGCUCAGGAAGCAAAAGCACAGGAUGAAGGAGGUGUCAAGCAUGCUGGAGAAGCAGCACAACCUCCUCAAGCUCAUCAUUCAGAAGAUGGAGAUCACGGCAGAGGCUGAUGACCACGAUGGGCCUGUGACCAUCAAAGGCAAUAUGUGGCCAAAGCUGAGCCAGUACAAACCGAAACGCAGCACUAUGUCUCGCUGGGUGCCUCUAAUGAAGGCCAUUGAAAGCAAGAAAAAAUGAGAUGAAAACAUGUGCACCACAGCAACAAUAUUACUACAAAGUCAUGUGUCACUAUGAUAAGAUUUAUGUAUUCUUAUGAUAGUAACUAUUAUUACCAUUUAUUAUAUCCAGAUUUAACUGUUGACCUUCAUGGGAAAUGUUUAGAAAUCUGCACUAAUUACUGAUAUUAAUAUGAUUAAGUGCAAAUAGCUGAUUUCUGGUUUUACUGUGAUUUAUUUUUAUUAAUUAAAACUUAAAAAUGU
Messenger RNA from Thalassophryne amazonica, 3742 nucleotides. RefSeq names its product transient receptor potential cation channel, subfamily A, member 1b (gene trpa1b). Gene Ontology annotation, cellular component: membrane. The transcript has 28 exons. The record is from RefSeq and is a predicted model, not a curated record. The coding region runs from base 150 to 3500 and encodes 1116 amino acids. Gene Ontology annotation, molecular function: protein binding; monoatomic ion channel activity. Gene Ontology annotation, biological process: transmembrane transport; monoatomic ion transport. Lineage: Eukaryota; Metazoa; Chordata; Actinopteri; Batrachoidiformes; Batrachoididae.